AUGGCGCGUCUCACCUCCUUCGCCAGAGCUACCGCUCUCCUCGGCCUCGGCCGCGUGGUCGCUGCGCAGAACAGCACCGCCUGGCCCUGGCAGACCUACCGGUCCGAGCCCUCUCUCCAGCCUCCCUCGCUCAAGAUCACGCAGACCGGAGAGAUCGCCGACGGCCACCUGUUCUUCGACCAGUCGGGCAACGGCGCCCACAACUACUCCGUCUUCAUCAUGAGCAACGAGAACGAGCUCAUCUGGGAGGGCGCAUACGGCGACAUCUCCGCCUACCGGGCGCAGUACCUGGACGGCGAGCCGGUGCUCACGUACAUGACGGGCAUCACUUUCCCGGAGCCCUUUGGCUGGGGCUACGGCGCCAUCUUCAUCUUCGACCAGACGUACAAGAACAUCAUCAACGUCACGCUGCCCCAGAACCGUGACGACCUGAACCUGCAGACGUUUGGCGGCUGGGACUCGUCCGGCCUGGCCAACGGAAGCUGGAUCGACAUGCACGAGGACCUCAUCACGCCCGAGGGCACCAUGUUCAUCCCGGCCAUCAACGUCACGCAGACCGACCUGACCUCCGUGGGCGGCCCCGUCGACGGAUGGAUCGCCGACUCCUUCUUCUUCGAGGUCGACGUCAAGACCAGCGACAUCCUGUUCCAGUGGAACCACCUCGACCACCUGGACGAGAUCCCCCUCGCCGACUCCGCCGAAGUCUACCCGCUCGGAGACAUGGGCUUCAACUCGUCUGAGCCUUGGGGACCCUUCCACAUCAACUCGAUCGAGAGGUUCGCCGACGGUGGCUUCCUCAUCUCCUCGCGCCACUACUGCUCCAUCUUCAAGAUUGCCAAGGACGGCUCGGUCGAGUGGACCCUGAACGGUCGCACGGGUGGCUCCUUUGCUCUGAAGAACGGCCUGUCCUUCUGCUACCAGCACGACGCGCGCAUCCACGCCGAGGGCAACGGCACGACGCUCAUCUCGCUCUUCAACAACGACAACAGCGCGGUGGAGUCGGGCGUCAACGAGACAACGGGCAUCCUCCUGACGGUCAACACGGCGACGUGGGAGGCGACGCUGACGCAGGAGUUCAUCGACAAGGACGACACCAUCUUCGCCGUGUCGCAGGGCAACGUGCAGGUGCUCAACGACGGCAGCGGGCACGUGGUGAUGGGCUACGGCAGCGUGCCCAAGAUCAAGGAGUUCAACGCGGAGGGCGAGUGCGUCUUCACGGCGCAGUUCGGCGAGGACCGCGUCGUGCAGAGCUACCGCAACUACAGGUUCCCGUGGGUGGGCAAGCCGUACUACGCGCCCAAGGCGUUCGCGUGCAGCGCCGGCAACCAGACGGAGGUGUACAUGAGCUGGAACGGCGCCACGGAGAACAAGAGGUGGACCGUGUUUGCGGGCGACGCCGAGGACUCGUUGGUCGAGAAGGUUGGCGUCGAUAAGACCGGCUUCGAGACCAAGGCGACGUUUGCCGGGUCUGCGCAGUUUGUCAGAGUCGAGAGCGCCGGCGAGGGCAUCGAGACCGGUGUCAGCGAGGUUGUUGCUGUUGAGAGCCAGUGCUAG
Messenger RNA from Colletotrichum chrysophilum, 1554 nucleotides. RefSeq lists its product as uncharacterized. The transcript is spliced from 2 exons. The record is from RefSeq and is a predicted model, not a curated record. Lineage: Eukaryota; Fungi; Ascomycota; Sordariomycetes; Glomerellales; Glomerellaceae. Bases 1 to 1554 code for a protein of 517 amino acids.